AUGAAAUGUACCGACGAAUAUGAUCCUAUCAGUAAUAGACAGCGCAUGCGGGGAUGGGGAGGUUGUGGUAUUUUAUGGAGAGCACAUUUAGACCAAUUUGUGAAAAUUCAUAAUGAUGGUAAUGAACGUAUUUGUGUUAUAACUUUAGACACUAAGCCAAAACCAAUUUGUAUUGUGGCCGUAUAUAUGCCCUGUACUGGUAGUAAGGAAUAUGACCGAAAAUAUGAGCAAUGUUUUGAUGAGAUAAGUGAAUUAACUAUUAAAUUUGCAGAUCAUACCAUAAUAGUGCUAGGUGAUUUAAAUGCCUCAUUGAUUCGUAAACAGAAAACUACAAGAGACAAAGUGUUUUUAACAUCAAUACAGGAAAUAAACUUAUGUGUACCAAGGAAUUAUCCUUCUAGUCAUACUUUUUUUCACCAUAAUGACAAAGCUUCGUCACAAAUAGACUAUAUUUUAGCUUUUAAUGAUAAUAACUUUUUUACUAAGACAGAUAUAUAUUGUAUGUCGCCGUUAAAUUUGUCAUCUCAUGUGCCAGUGACCGCCAACUUUAUCUGUAAUUUAUAUGCGUCAGAAAAGAAUGAUGUAGUCAAUACUGCUACGACGAAUAGAAUCAACUGGGAGAAAUGUGAUACGUUGAAGUACCAAAGGCUACUUGAUGAAAAAUUUAAUUCCUUAGAUAUUACAUCUGGAACUUUAGAUGAACAAUUUCAAAAUGUGGCUGAUAUUUUUAAAACGAGUGCAGAGGAAUCUUCAGAGGAGGUUAAAAAACGUAGGGUUCGAAAAUUAAAGCCGUGGCCUAUAAAUUUGAGAAGUCUAUGUCAUGACAGUAAACAAGCAUAUAAUAUUUUUAAACAAGAUGGGGGAAAUAAAUGUGAAACUAACGCUCUAUGGGUGAACUGUAAAGUGGCUAAAAAGAAACUUCGACAAGCUCAGAGGCAGCUGGAUGCGAAUAAUAGAUAUAAACUGUACUAUGAAAUAAUGGACUCGUAUACUUCAAAUCAGAAGCUCUUUUACAAACUUAUUAAUAUUCAAAGAACUGGACAAGUUAAGAAACUGACUAAAUUAGUUAUUGAUGGCAUAAAUCUUGAGUCCUCAGAAGAAAUAAGGGAUGGAUGGGCCUCGUAUUUCGAAAAAUUAAGUACUUUAUCUACAAGUUCAUCAUUUUGUGAACAUCAGCAUCAAACUGUGAAGCGUAAUAUACAAAAUAUUUUGACACUACAAAAUUCAGGGAAUAAGGGAAGGCAAUAUGCAACUUUAGAUGAAGUUACAGCAGCUAUAAGCAAAAUGAAAAAUGGAAAGUCACCUGACGAAUUAAAUCUAAUGAGUGAACAUUUGAAAUGUGGUGGUCAAAUAGUACCUAUAAUUUUAAAAGCUCUUUUUGAUCGUGUUUUACAAGAAAGAGAUGUACCUGAAAUUUUUCAGUCUGGAAUUAUUACACCAAUACACAAGAGUCAUGGUAAACCCUUGCAGGAUCCAAAUUCUUAUAGGCGAAUUACAGUAUGUAGUAUAAUGGGAAAAGUUUUUGAGACUAUACAUUUGUCGAAAAUUUCACCAGAUUUAGAUAGACUUCAAAAUAAAUUGCAACGUGGUUUUACUAAACGGGUAUCUCCAACAAAUGCAGCUUUAUUGCUUACUGAGGCGCUAGCUGAUGCAAAGGAUCGUAAAAAGAAAGUAUUUGUAGCCUUUAUUGAUGCCUCUAAAGCAUUUGAUGUUGUGUGGCAUGACUCUUUAAUGUUAAAACUUUUUCAGUCUGGAAUUAAGGAUGAGGAUUGGUUUGUUGUAUAUAAAUGGUAUCAACAGAUGAGAUCAAAGGUUAAGUGGGAUGGACAGUUUUCUAGAGCUUUUGAUGAGCAACAGGGAGUUAGACAAGGAGUAGAAGAAAUGAAAAAUGUGUGGAUGAAUUUUAUUUACAUGAAAAACCUAUAG
Messenger RNA from Mytilus trossulus (common blue mussel), 1926 nucleotides. RefSeq lists its product as uncharacterized. The record is from RefSeq and is a predicted model, not a curated record. The coding region runs from base 1 to 1926 and encodes 641 amino acids. The transcript is spliced from 2 exons. Lineage: Eukaryota; Metazoa; Mollusca; Bivalvia; Mytilida; Mytilidae.